Molecule: messenger RNA, 935 nt
Organism: Danio rerio (zebrafish)
Lineage: Eukaryota; Metazoa; Chordata; Actinopteri; Cypriniformes; Danionidae
Gene: ift22
Product: intraflagellar transport 22 homolog (Chlamydomonas)
Cellular component (GO): intraciliary transport particle B; cilium
Source: RefSeq, marked provisional
AUGUUUAUGUCAGCCAUAAGUUAGCUUUAGCUCAUUGUACGCUUUAUGUAACGUUAGCUGCUUGUCGAUGUCUGUUAAAAUGUCGCUUUGAUUUGACGCUUUAUUUAUUUGUCUUUUUUAACGUAUACGCAGUAGAAAUGUUAAUUUAAUAACAGAAGAUAGCGUUAUCUCGUUUGCUAAGCAGAAUAGUAUUUUUGCCUUGCUUCUAUCGUUAACGUACUUCACCAUGUUUAAGGUGAAAAUAUUAUUAAUUGGACCAAGCGAGUGUGGGAAAACAGCAUUGGCCAAUUUUCUCUCCGAUACAACGGAAUCAAUCGGAGCUGAUUACAGCCCAACACAAGGCGUUAGGAUUCUUGAGUUUGAAUCACACAAUUUACAUAAUGGCAACAAAAGUUCAUCAUGUGAUGUGGAACUGUGGGAUUGUGCGGGAGAUUUUAAGUUUGAAUCAUGCUGGCCAGCUUUGAUGAAAGACUCCAAUGGGGUAGCUGUUGUAUUUAACCCAGAUGUGCCCAGUCAUCUAAAGGAAAUUGAGACCUGGUACUCUGCAUUCAUCUCAUCACAAGGGCUGCUGGAGGGCCAGUGUUUACUCAUAGCACAUCAUAAACCAGGGAGUGGGGCUGACACGAACCGUCCAUCAUUAGCUCCACAGUUAAACAAACUGCCUCUCAUUCACUCAAACCUUGAGGAAGAGCCUGAAGAGGUCCGACAGGAGUUCAACAAAUACUUGGGAAAAGUUAUGCGGAUGCUAUCAGAAAGCCAAGAACGUGAAGAGAUGUCAAUUAUAACAUAAUACACAUUUUGUACUUUAUGUAUAUUAGAUAAGUCUAUACAUGAAAAAAAAUUAUGUUAGUCCUCUGUUCGCCAAUUAUAUUGUCAAAAUGUGAUCACGAUUCAAUUUAUUAUACAAUCGCAUUAAAAUCACCUUGAUUUAAGAG